AUGGAUCUUUCUUGCAAUAAUUUGUCAGGUACAAUACCGGUGGCUUUCAAAAAGAUGAAAAUGCUCCAACACCUCAAUCUCUCUUCAAACAGCUUAACUGGAGAGGUCGCAAAGGGAGGAGCUUUUGCAACACUUGAUGCCUCAGAAGUUAUGAAAAAUCUUGGCCUCUGUGGUGGAUGGAUAAACUUGCCACCAUGCUCUCAUUCCAAUCACAAACACCCACCAGUCUCCAAAAAUGUAAUAAUUCCUGUUGUAGUCGGCAUUGCAAUAUUGAUCAUGUCUCUUCUAUUGGUAGUAUAUUCCUAUAGAUCAUGCAAACAUUCUACUGCCCCUGCUCUCAAAGUAUGGCCUCAAAAAAUUUCAUAUGAAGAACUUGCAAAUGCAACUGGUGGGUUCAAUGUUGAAAAUCUUUCAGGAAUGGGUAGUUUUGGGUCGGUUUAUAAAGGGAUUCUACAGAAUGGUACAAAUAUUGCUGUUAAAGUUCUCAAGUUGCAAGAUGAACAUGCUCAGCAAAGUUUCAGUAGAGAAUGCAAUGCAUUAGAGAGAGUUCGACAUCGAAAUGUAAUUAAAAUCAUUUCAGCAUGCUCCAACCUUGAUUUUAAGGCCUUAAUUCUUCCAUUCAUGUCAAAUGGAAGUUUAGAGAAAUGGCUAUACCCUCCUGAAGGGGGUGGAUGCAGAUUAAAUUUGAGUGAUCGAAUAAGGAUAGCAAUGGAGAUAGCACAAGGAAUGGCAUACCUUCACCAUUAA
Messenger RNA from Cryptomeria japonica (Japanese cedar), 747 nucleotides. Its product is annotated as receptor kinase-like protein Xa21. Gene Ontology annotation, biological process: protein phosphorylation. Gene Ontology annotation, molecular function: protein kinase activity; protein binding; ATP binding. The record is from RefSeq and is a predicted model, not a curated record. The transcript has a single exon. Lineage: Eukaryota; Viridiplantae; Streptophyta; Pinopsida; Cupressales; Cupressaceae. The coding region runs from base 1 to 747 and encodes 248 amino acids.